Molecule: messenger RNA, 72 nt
Organism: Spirodela intermedia
Lineage: Eukaryota; Viridiplantae; Streptophyta; Magnoliopsida; Alismatales; Araceae
Source: the annotation of a GenBank genome assembly
AUGGGUUCCCUUCUUUCGUUCUUUUUUUUUUUUUUUUUUUUUUUUUGUCUGUCUGAAAACGAAGUUGCUUAA